AUGUCGGUACAAGGACUUCACGUCCUCUCAGAAGGUUCAAGCCCAGUGGUCGCCGAUGUAAUUUUUGUCCAUGGCUUGCGAGGAGACGCGCUUGCUACUUGGACCAGCUCCAAGGUCUGCUGGCCCAGAGAUCUACUGAAUGAGGAUGCGGAGAAUGCUAGAAUCGCAACGUGGGGCUACGAUUCUGGCGUGGCUUAUCUCAACGAGUUCUCGAGCCAAAAUAGCAUCUUUGGCCACGCCGAAAACCUUCUGUCCGAUGUCGCACGCCUACGAAGAAGGACGCCUUCUCGGCCUCUAAUUUUUGUUGGCCACAGCCUUGGAGGGCUUGUCAUCAAGGAGGCUUUAAUCAGGUCUUCGGAAUAUUUGAACAAUGGACAGGAUCUGCGACUGGGAGCGGUAUAUAAAGAUACAAUAGGGGUCGUAUUCAUAGGCACCCCUCAUCGAGGAAGCGAUAAAGCUGGGCUCGCCGAAAUCGUGGGAAGGAUCGCGAAGGCUACCUUGCGCCAGCCAAAUAAAGUUCUUCUGAGAACUCUCGAGGAGGAUUCUGAUGUCCUAGAAAGGCAACGAAGGUCAUUCGCAUCUAUCAGCGAACGAUUGCAGUUGGCAUGUCUGUUCGAGGAGAAGCCGAUGGCUGUCGGUAUGAUCGUUCCUGAACGCUCGGCUUGCAUCGAUGGCUUUCGCGUGAAAACAGCCAGUAUUCCCAAAGACCAUUCGGAAAUGUGCAAGUACUCCGAUAGGAAUGAUAUUGGAUAUCAGCGGACUUCAGACUAUAUUCUAGAUCUACUCGACAAAGCACAAGAUGCCCAGACCUCAAAUGACCGUGCUCAAACAUCGAGUGACCUUAUGAUUGUUAACGGAGCGAAAAACAUAAUACUGUCCUCUCUCUCAUUCCCAGGAAUAAAUGAUCGAGAAGAGGAGAUUGCAGCAGCCUUCAAGAAAACAUUUGAAUGGGUCUACAACAAUUCAGAAACUGGAGGGCUUCUUAGUUGGUUAAAUCACGGAAGCGGCAUCUUCUGGGUUAAUGGCAAGGCUGCCUCAGGAAAGUCGACGCUGAUGAAGUUUAUUCUUUCUGAUCCAAGGCUUCGCCUUUACUUGAAGCGGUCCGCUCCUCAAGCUCGGCAUGUUGUGGCUAGCUUCUUUUUCCAUGACCGAGGGACCGAGAUCCAAAAGUCUUACGAAGGUUUAUUGAGGUCUAUUAUUUACCAGGUCGCGAGCCAAGCUAGUGAUCUGAUUCCAACCUUAUUUCCGCUCCUCUGGCACACCGUUUAUACAGAAUGGAAAGGGAUACGUUCAAGGCAGCACAGCAUAGAUUGGACGCGGAAGGACUUGCUGCAGGUCUUUCAGAAACUACUUUCUUAUACGUCGCCAGACCUGAAAUUAUUCCUUUUGAUCGAUGGAUUGGAUGAGUACAGUGGUAAUAAGGUCGAUCUGGCAGACGUGCUCAAAGCUGCCGCUCUUACAUGGGAACGGGAGAGCCCGGAUAUCAAGCUCUGUUUGUCUAGCCGGCCAUUGAACGAAUUUGAGGAAGCAUUUGAGAAACUGCCAACGAUCAAGCUUCAGGAGCUUACACUCGGAGACAUCCAACUCUAUGUCUCAAGCAUGUUCCAGAACACCAGACAAAUGAUUUACCUCCGAGGCACGGAUCCGAAGAAUGCCAAACAAUUAGUUGAAGACAUUGUGCAAAAGGCUUCGGGUGUCUUCCUGUGGGUCAGGAUCGUUGUUGAUUCUUUGUUGGAAGGCCUCCGCAAUGAAGAUAGCAUGGAGGACCUCAGGCGGCGACUCGAAGAAUUCCCGGCCGAGUUGGAACCGCUCUACACACGCAUGUUAGAGAAAAUCCCUCCACGAUAUCUAGUACAAGCCUCCCGCUACUUUCAAAUCGCACAGGCAGCUCAGGAACCGUUACCAACACUCUCAUUUUGGUCUGCUGAUGAGGAUCGCCCGCCAACGACAAAUCCUACCGAGAAUUUGAGUCUUGAAGAACUCAUUCAUAGAUGUAGUCAAGUCGAUGCAAGAUUGAGAAGUCGUUGUGCUGGACUGCUUGAAAUUAGGUUCAGAGAAGUUAAGGAGGCAGGUGAUGUGCGACAUGUAACUCCCACCGGCAUACAACCAACUACCCAGCAACGUAUCGAAAAGAUCACAAACGAAACAGAAAAUUUGACGAGCGGGGUUGAAAGCAUCUCGGUUGGAAGGACCAAAUCCAUCAAUGAGCUCUUUAGAUCGAGGGUUCAUUUCUUGCAUCUGACUGUCAAGGAGUAUCUCUUCAAGUCGUACACUUGGUCGAAAAUCUGCCAGUUGACGCAGAGCCUUGCGUUCGAUGCUGAAGUAUGGCUUGUUCGGACUUAUCUUGGGCAAGUCCGUGCAUGUUUCGAUAAGUACCGUCAGUACGAACUGUGGGGCAAUAUCGAUCUCUGCGUGUAUCAUGCCAGUCAAGCAGAGCGAACAGUUGCCAAACCUCAGACCACAACAUUGAACGAGCUUGACGAAUUCCUGAGCGAGACUACUGUGAAAAGAUUCUUGCUUCAUCUUUUUGAGACUUCAGAAUGUUUGUUCACCGAGAAUACUAAUGAGGCCCACUGGACUCAAUUCCGGAUCCGACACGAGCGAAAUUUUGGGCGAGUUUUUACAGGAGACACGAUGUUGUCCCUUACAGUCUCUGCUCAGGCAUACUUGUACGCAACCCAAGUCCUUCAGAGCCGUAAAGGGUCAGUCAGUGACAACCUUGCAGGACUACUUCACCUGUCAAUAUCCCGCAUACCUGAUGACCCGGGGGCAGACCCUCAGGCGGUGCAGCACAUUAACUUUAUAUUUCUCUUGCUUCAGAUGGGUGCCAAUCCAAACUCAAGGUUCGAUGUCACCCCGCCUCUACCGCAUUCACCCUGGCAGCUAGCUCUGAUGAGUGCUUGGUAUCGAUCCAGGACUCAUUUAUUAAAAUCAACAAGCUUUGACUACAAACUAUUGUCCGUAUUAACCAAAUAUGGUUCCGAUCCAGACUCCCGCAUUGAGCUUGAAGGCGAAGUAUCUACAGCCCUAGAAAUAGUCACGGACAUGUGCUCAGGUAAUCCGGAGACUGCGCCGCUGCUCGAUCAUCUCAAGGAGCGACACACGCAAAAGGAACGAAUAAUACCACUGGGUCAGAGGCUCGAAGAUGGGCAGUCUGCUUUCGAGACCACUGUAGCUGAAGAAUUCGAGGAACAACAGGCACAAAUGCUGCGAGUGCGAAAGGCAGGAAAGAAACUCGAAUAUCAGCAGUCUCUUUUUGAGCCAAAUUCGGCCACGGCAAUCGCAGAAACAAGCCCGAAAAGCAUAGAUGGGGCUAGUAGUCCGCGAAGGAGUCUUAAUGAAGAGCUUCUUGAAAAUGUCGAGGGGAGGAAACCUAGGAAAAGAGAUCCCUUUCUGCGCUUCUUGCGGAUUUCCAAAGGACAAAACGAAUAG
Molecule: messenger RNA, 3432 nt
Organism: Venustampulla echinocandica
Lineage: Eukaryota; Fungi; Ascomycota; Leotiomycetes; Helotiales; Pleuroascaceae
Exons: 6
Coding region: 1-3432 (1143 amino acids)
Source: RefSeq, a predicted model, not a curated record